UCUAAAUUCUUUACGUAUCUAAUCGUGCUGUAAGAAUUUAUUUAUUGAUUUAUUAAGAUUUAGACAUUAGCACUGUUCAUUUUUCUCUCUCAAUCGGUCUACAGGUCAGAAUAAUUUACAAUUGCUGAUCAAUGACACCUCGCUUCACUGCCUUCAAAUCCUAGUUUGGUCCACACCUGCAGAUAUGGACAUUGGCUACGAGUAGUACCGUCGACGUUCUCUCUGGCACCCAUCCUGUCGCUCGCUCUUUUUCUCUCGCGAAGGGUGGACACACACUCGGGUCUCGUCGAUCCCCACGAAUUCCAGGGAUCAAUGCGUUGGUGCACCAAAACGCCUGCGCUACCCCUCCUUCGCAUCUCUCCAUCCCUUCCUAUCGUCCCCUCCACGCCCGUUUCACGCAGCAGCAGCAGCAGCAGCAGCAGCAGCGACGGCGGCGGCGGUGACGGCAACAGCAGCGGCAACAGCAAUACUAUCACAAGCACGAUAUCGCGGUCAACACGAGCUACAAGACUGCACCCUACUUUUCAUGCCGAUGGCACAGCGUUAGCUUGUGUAGCCUCGGUGGUAGUCUCGGUAUGUCGGUGUAACUGGUUGUGAGUCGGGAGUUUAUUCUCUUCAAGUAUAGGCAGAGCUCGGUACCUUGCGCUUUGCCAUCUACUCACACCCGGUACGCUGUCCGCCUCUUCCACCACCAACGCAAUCCCCCGGUGCUCCCACCCCGACGAUAACGCUCCCUCUCGCUGUCUCUCCCUCCCGCGUGCGCGUCGUCCGACCCUCGGAAAUUCUGAAAGCGGUUCGCGCCUGUGCAACGCGGGGGUGGCGAGGGACCGAAAAUCGAGGUGAAAGGAAACUCCGCGGAUCCGGCCUAAGGGUCUCUCCUAGGGCUGAUGUGUGUCGGCCGUGCCCCCUCGCGCGUACGUCCUACGAGCGCGAAAAAUUCAUACACACGCGCGCGCGUACGCACAUACAUGUACUAACCCGUAUACACACGCGCGUGCAUUUCAGUUCGUCGUGGAUACGCGUGUAUAAUAUACGUGUGUCGUGAAUCCGUUGACAUAUUGUCAAUAUUUUCAUUACCUUGAGCAAUCAUUUUCUCUCGUUGCGAGAAGAUCCCUUUUAGCGCCACUCCGGGAAGGAAGGGUGUUCGUGACGCGUGAAUCGGUAAUCGGGACCGCGUUCCUUCAUCGGGCUACGUGACGCUGUGGUGACGUUCGAUCGCGCGGUCAGUUCUCCAAGUGACACACUUUCAUCCGCGAGAGAAGAGAAACUCACGUCAGCGGGUGGUCGCAGCCAAGAGAACUGUGUAGGAUAGUGUGAUUAUCCUCAAGUGCACGCGACAACCUGCCAACGCGGAUAGGAGUUUGGCAAGUGUGACAUGCCAGUGCAUUAUCGUCGAGCUCAGUGACCAUCCCAAGUUUUCCCUUGGUGACUCGUGACCAACACUCGUGAUAACACAUUCCUUCGUAUGUCGCCUUAGCCAGUGGAUCGCCAAGUGCGGAGUGAACUGGCUUUCAAGUGAUCUCACUGCGCUGUGGUGCACGAUCGGGAAUCCGGAGGCCGGAGGAUCGAGCCGCUCCCGGUGCAAAAGGGAUCAUGUGUCCCCGAUUGCAACCCUCCUUCGAGGGUUGAGUCGCCGAUUCGGCAUCGCCCGAUCGGCUAAGACGGGUACGCGAGUGUUGUGUUACAAGACAGGCUCGUCAGCGAUCGUCGACCAUCCGAGGGCAGCCUUGCCGUGACGCGAGGUGAUCUCGCGGAGGGCUAACCGUGUACCACAUUCUCGCGCUGCAAGAGGACUUAGAACCUCGCGAGGAUGCGGGACCGGCUCUCGUGGUACAUGGUCUUCUUGAUUCUGCCGACAAUCCUUUUGGCCAGGUCGCUCGAUAAAGAUCGACGUGUGCCCUACAACAUCCCGUCGGAUUGGAAGGCCCUUUGGUUCAGCAAUCUCGACGAACUGCAGAGAGUGAACGAGGCGAACGACAACAACACCGUUUCUAAUAUCACGGUACAACUGGGCGGCACUGCCUUCCUGCACUGCAAAGUUCGCAAUUUGGCAGAGAGGACCGUUUCCGAUGCCGAGAUAUCGUGGAUCCGGCGACGUGACUUUCACGUUUUAACAAGCUCGAUGUUCACAUACACGAACGACGAGCGAUUUCAAGUACUGCAUCCCGAGGGCUCGGACGAUUGGACCCUUCAAAUAAAAUACGUCCAAGAAAGAGACAAUGGGACGUACGAGUGUCAGGUCUCGAGAAGUGCAGGGAUACUGUCACACUUUGUCAAUCUAAAUAUAGUGAUACCAGAGGCGUUUAUAUUAGGAAGCGACGAGCAUCACGUCGACGUAGGGUCUAUCAUAAAUCUCGUGUGCAUAAUAGAGAAGAGCCCGACGCCGCCGCAAUACGUGUUCUGGUAUCACAAUAACCGGAUGAUAAACUACGACACCACGCGCGGCAGCGUGACCGUACAAACCGAUCCAGGACCAACUCAAAGCCGACUGACGAUUCGCCAGGCAGUGGAGACGGACACGGGCAAUUACACGUGCAGCGCCUCCAACACCAAGCCGGCAUCGAUCUUCGUCUUCGUCACCGAAGGUGACAAGAUGGCAGCGAUACAGCGUCGCAAAACGUCGGCAGCGAAGAGGAAUCUGGCGGGCGUGCUGGUACCAGUGGUACUCGUCGUAGCGGGCGUCGUUUUAGCGCGAUAAGCGUUUUACUUCGAAAAUGUCCAUAACUAUUACGUCAUUACUUCCGUUUGUGAUAGAUAGGAUAUUACCCUUCCCCUUCCUCUUUUCCCCUCCGGGACUUUAUGGUCCGCUCAUCCUCCCUUCCUUCUUUUUCAUCUUUUCCAGCAACCCCCCAGGCUCAUAUCCUUUCCUCAUCCAUUCCUCGCGGGUCUCCUUUCCUCCUCAAACCACACUCCCGUCUUCCAUUCCAUCUUCCAACCACCCUCCCUUCCCUCAUCCUCACUCGUCCCUCUUAUUCUUUAUUUACUUUAGUCGAAGUUGCCGCCGGCUGGACUACUUAGAUAUGCGAGAUUUUCGUGGAAGAUUGCGCGAUUGCCUGCUCCAAGUCAUUACACGCGACGCGCAUGCGACUCGAAUUAUGUAAAUAUUGCCCGGGUCGAAUACGCCACGACGAGGCGGAUUACGUUAGGCAAGGCCUGUCCAACUUUCCGGGGCACCGAUCUGCUGAUCGUCCGUUUUCGACAGACCAGAUUUCAGGCCGGUCGGAUGGAAAAUUCACGCGGUCAGUGCAAACGAAUCGAUCGUGUCGCUAACAAGGUGAGACUAUAUAUAUCUCGGAAAUCGAAAUAAUUGAUUAGGUGGGUUCCAAAAGCACAGACCUGUAGAUGUGUGAUACAAUGCAUGUGUGAUACAAGUCUAUGCGUCGCUCAUAUCUGUUACAAACACUGCCUUUCCUUUAAGAACAUUUUUUACAUUAUUUAUAUUUACAAAUGUUAUCAUCCUUACAAUUUUAAUUCUUGUACUUGUGUGUUGUGGUUCCGAAAUUAUCGAUUUAAAAAAAAAAUGACCAAGUAGCGUAUAUAAACCGAGAUUUGAUAGUUUUUUGGGAAUGUGUCGCUCAAGUGAUUUUAAACAGAAAUCACCAUUUGAUACAAAUCAGAAUUAGAACAGUUGCAAUAAUAAAAUCUAGAUAUUCGAAGAUUAUUUGGUAUCAAGAAAAUAUGUGACUGGAUUCUUCUUUUAUUGCAAAAAAAUAACAUUCGGCUCAAGGACAAAUAACAUUGGGGCUCUCUUCGAAUAAAUUACAAAUAUAAUAACGACUUUAUAAGAUUCACGAUUUUACAGUAAUAUAAACGACGCAAUUUUUUAAUUAUAAGAUAAUACGAUAAGCAUGAAAUUGACUGGUUUGUACAUUAUUGUAAAUUAAAUAGAUAGACUGUAGAAACUAUAUUCGAUAUAUUUUACAAUUUUACAUUAAAAAAAAUAUAUUUAAUAAUAGUAGGGAUUAAUGCGACAGCAUUGCGACUAAUUGACCGUUGUCACAAAUUAGUUCGAAAUCAUAAGUUAAAAAUCAAAUUAGUUUUGCAUCGACUAUUUACAGCGUGUCGAGUUGUAAUAGAAAAAGCAUCUCUUUGCAAGAUGUUCACUCAUCUUGUUAAGACCGUAAUAACUUCGUAAGUAUUUCAAAUCAAUCCGAAUAUACCGCACAAUACGACCUCUUUCCAUUUAAAUCCGCUUGAAUAACACGUUCCCGCGAAGUCUCGAAAAUUUCUCUUGGGAUACACAAACAUGAAAAAUAAAAAGGACGAAUACAUCUAGAAAAUACCAGUCAAAACGGGAAAAUUCACGUUGACGCUCGCGAACGCGAUUGCGAAGCGUGCGUUUCUGCUCACGCCACAAUCUUACGUUUUUCGUUUCGUAUAAAAAUUGUUAUGAAAAACUGUUCCUUUUUACAAGCGAGAGCGCUCUUUGCGACGUCGCGUCGUGACGGCGUUGCGAGAUGGAGAUCGCACCGUCGGCGUCGCGUCGCACGAAAACGCGUUUAUGGCACGACACGGUG
Molecule: messenger RNA, 4517 nt
Organism: Acromyrmex echinatior (Panamanian leafcutter ant)
Lineage: Eukaryota; Metazoa; Arthropoda; Insecta; Hymenoptera; Formicidae
Gene: dpr12
Product: defective proboscis extension response 12
Biological process (GO): synapse organization
Cellular component (GO): neuron projection membrane
Source: RefSeq, a predicted model, not a curated record